AUGGCCGUGGACACCUCGCUCCGGCCGCUGCCUCUGCUCCUCCUGCCGCCGCUGCUGCUGCUGCUGCUGCUGCGCGCCGGCCCCGCGCGCGCCGAGAGCAAGGUCUUCGGGGAGGUGGACCAGGUGCGGAUGACCUCGGAGGGCUCGGACUGCCGCUGCAAGUGCAUCAUGCGGCCGCUGAGCAAGGACGCGUGCAGCCGGGUGCGCAGCGGGCGGGCGCGCGUGGAGGACUUCUACACCGUGGAGACCGUGAGCUCCGGGUCCGACUGCCGCUGCUCCUGCACCGCGCCGCCCUCCUCCCUCAACCCCUGCGAGAACGAGUGGAAGAUGGACAAGCUCAAGAAGCAGGCGCCCGAGCUCCUCAAGCUGCAGUCCAUGGUGGACCUCCUGGAGGGCACCCUGUACAGCAUGGACCUGAUGAGAGUGCACGCCUAUGUCCACAAGGUGGCCUCCCAGAUGGACACGCUGGAAGAGAGCAUCAAGGCCAACCUGAGCCGGGAGAACGAGGUGAUGAGGGAGAGCAUGCGCCACUUCGGCGAGCAGCUGAAGCACUACGAGAACCAGUCGGCCAUCAUGCUGAGCAUCAAGAAGGAGCUCUCCAGCCUGGGCCACCAGCUGCUGCAGAAGGACGUGCCCACAGCCCCCGCCGCUGCCCCCGGCCCCGCCCCCGGGCCUGGCAGCAAGGCACAGGACACAGCUGGAGGGAAAGGCAGAGACAGCAGCAAAUACAGCAGCACGCAGAAGAGCUUUGCAGACAGGGCCCUCCCAAAACCUCCUAAGGAGAAGCUGCUGAAGGUGGAGAAGCUGAGAAAGGACGGUGGCCAGGGCCGGUUCCCCCAGCCCACGGGCAGGCCCCGGGCCCUGGCCCAGCAGCAGGCGGUGAUCCGAGGCAUCACCUACUACAAGGCGGGCAGCAGGGAGGCGGCCGAGGCUGACAACGCCCUCAGGGGCACCGCCUGGCUGGAGCAGCUGUCGCCCAGGGAGGAGGGCAGGCCCCCAGAGCCCAACUCUGCCGAACACGAGGAGGCUGGGCCCAGGGCUACGGAGGGAGUGGACGUGGCCCCUGGCACCCCUUCCUCGAAGCCAGCCGUCACCCCAACCCCCGCUCCCACCACCAGUCCCCUGCCCACCGAGCCACCCUCACACCCAGAAGUCCCCAGGCAAGGCAGGGAGGCCAGCUGCGAGGGCACCCUGCGGGCCGUGGACCCCCCGGUGAGGCACCACAGCUACGGGCGCCACGAGGGGGCCUGGAUGAAGGACCCGGCCGCGCAGGAUGACAGGAUCUACGUCACCAACUACUACUACGGGAACAGCCUGGUGGAGUUCCGCAACCUGGAGAACUUCAAGCAAGGCCGCUGGAGCAACAUGUACAAGCUGCCCUACAACUGGAUGGGCACGGGCCACGUGGUGUACCGCGGCGCCUUCUACUACAGCCGCGCCUUCACCAAGAACAUCAUCAAGUACGACCUGCGCCAGCGCUUCGUGGCCUCCUGGGCGCUGCUGCCGGGCGCCGUGUACGAGGACACCACGCCCUGGAAGUGGCGCGGCCACUCGGACGUCGACUUCGCGGUGGACGAGAGCGGGCUGUGGGUCAUCUACCCCGCGGCGGACGACGGCGGCGACGGGGCGCAGCCCGCGGUGAUCGUGCUGAGCCGCCUGGACCCCGGCGACCUGUCGGUGCAGCGGGAGACCACGUGGAAGACGCGGCUGCGGCGCGGCUCCUACGGCAACUGCUUCCUGGUGUGCGGCAUCCUGUACGCCGUGGACGCCUACAGCCGGCGCGAGGGCCAGGUGGCCUACGCCUUCGACACGCACACGGGCACCGACGCCCGCCCGCAGCUGCCCUUCCUCAACGCGCACGCCUACACCACCCAGGUGGACUACAACCCCAAGGAGCGGGUGCUGUACGCCUGGGACAACGGCCACCAGCUCACCUACACCCUGCACUUCGUGGUCUGA
Pipistrellus nathusii (Nathusius's pipistrelle) is the source of this 1959-nucleotide messenger RNA. The record is from the annotation of a GenBank genome assembly. Lineage: Eukaryota; Metazoa; Chordata; Mammalia; Chiroptera; Vespertilionidae.